AUGGAUAAAACGGCGAAAGAACAAGUGGCGGAGAGUACCGUAGCAGCAGAAGCUGAGUGCGAGAACGGGCCGUUGAUCGAGGAUGAGGUGGAGAGGAGCAAAGUCGGGAUUAUGAGAGCUCUUUGCGACCGACAAGAUCCCUCCACUAAGGAGGUGGAUGACUUGAUGAUAAGGAGGUUUCUGAGAGCGCGUGACCUGGACAUUGAAAAGGCUUCGACUCUGUUUCUCAAGUACCUGACUUGGAAGAGAAACGUUCUCCCAAAAGGGCACAUUCCGGAGACAGAGAUUGCGAAUGAUCUGUCGCAUAAGAAGGUGUGUAUGCAAGGACAUGAUAAGAUCGGCCGACCUAUCGUCGUUGCCAUUGGGAACAGACAUAACCCUUCCAAAGGCAACCCUGAGGAGUUCAAGCGUUUUGUAGCCUACACGCUGGAGAAGAUAUGUGCAAGAAUGCCAAGAGGUGAAGAAAAAUUCGUAGUUUUAGGAGAUCUCCAAGGAUGGGGAUAUUCCAACUGUGACAUCCGUGGCUACAUUGCUGCUCUCUCCAUUUUGCAGGAUUGCUACCCAGAGAGGCUAGGUAAAAUGUAUAUAGUACAUGCCCCCUACAUUUUCAUGACCGCCUGGAAAGUCAUUUACCCUUUUAUCGACAACAACACCAAGAAAAAGAUUGUUUUCGUGGAGAACAAGAAACUCACCCCCACCCUGCUUCAAGACAUUGAUGAAACCCAACUACCAGACAUCUACGGUGGCAAAUUGCCUCUUAUCCCUAUACAGGACUCUUAA
Microthlaspi erraticum is the source of this 780-nucleotide messenger RNA. Lineage: Eukaryota; Viridiplantae; Streptophyta; Magnoliopsida; Brassicales; Brassicaceae. The record is from the annotation of a GenBank genome assembly.